AUGUUCGUCACGACGAUUCUCUAUGCUCUCCUUUGCACUGCCAACUUUGUACCACUUCUCGAAACGGCCAGCGGAGUCCUUCCUCGAGCGCAGUGUCCGGCUGCGGGCAGAUAUGGGAAAGGCCCUCCAUCAAACUGCACUCAACCAUCUGAUCCCAAUAAUCUGCCACCCUCUCAACUAGAGCAAUGGUUCACAAAGGAAAUUUUCGAGGACCUUUUCCCAUUUGCCAACCUUGGCUGGGGAUCAAAUCCGUGCCUACCAUAUUCAUAUGAAGCGUUUGUGAUCGCUGCCAGAUAUUUCCCGAAUUUCGGUACAAGCAGUCCCAAUUCGCGGAAGGCGCUCCUGAAAGACGCAGCCGACUGCUUUUACCGAGGAGGGUUCUACAAUUGGUUCGAAGGCGGCCCCACAAGCUCAUUUAUGGAUCAGGCUUCACCAGGUUACGAUCCUAAGGAUGGCGCCAAGUGUAUAACAGCAGGAAGGUAUUGCGCCGAGUCAGCUGAGAUCAGCUAUUUCUUAUCCAUGUUCGAACAACACAGUCGGCAAUUAUUCUACCGGAUGCUAUUUUGGCCGAGGAGCUAUACAGGAACAUGGAACAGUGGUGCCCAAAAUGCAGCCGUCGGCUAUACUGGCCCAAUUUUCGGACCCACCAGUCUCAUUAUCAACAACGAAUGCAACGGAGAGGAUAUGCAAGAGCCAGGAGGUCCUGGAGAAUCGCGACGUAUAAAAGCAUUCAAAUGGUUCUGUGCGUACUUUGGUGUACCAGCUGGAGCUGACAAAUUGCUCAGUUGUAAAGAUAUGCCUGUAAAACUGGAUGCAUUGCGUUACAACUACAGUUAUCAGCCAGACUGGGCGACCACUUGGAGGGAUGAGCCGUGCAAUUGCGCCCCGGCAGCGUACGGAGUUUCGCAAGAUUCUGGGAACUCGUGA
Ostertagia ostertagi is the source of this 927-nucleotide messenger RNA. The record is from the annotation of a GenBank genome assembly. Lineage: Eukaryota; Metazoa; Nematoda; Chromadorea; Rhabditida; Trichostrongylidae.